UAAAAACCAUCAGGUAUUCACGUCUCGUCUAAAACAAGGACUGAGAAAUAUCUAACUGUUGUUUCCUACUAUUUUUCAUCUUCCUAUGAAUAACUGACAAGUUAUGUUCUCUUGAAUCGAGAUAACAAUAGUAAUGGCACUCUCGAAGCCUGAAAACCUCAGUCGAAUUCAAGCCGCAGAGGAAACCGCACGUCUCAUAGACGAAAUGCGGUCCAGCGAACUUACGUAGUAAAUUACAUGUGAGCCGUGUAGUGUGUUAAAUGAAAAAUGGAUAUCAACUAUUGGAUUGUUUUAUUUUUAGCUAAUUUAUUUAAGGAUAUAUCUUCAAGCGGCGAUGUUCAUAGGAGCAACGUCAUCGAAAGAUUUUAUAGUGCUCCGAAUGAAAACGGGGUUUGCCAAAACGCGACCACGCUGCUGUCAGAUUUAAGAUCUACUAAGACUCGUCAUAAGAGAAGCUUGCAAAUGAUCUUAUCGCAGUACUUCAGUGAGACAACCGUCACACCAGGAGUUGACGUAAACUUUCAAUGUACUGUGAGCGGACCGCAUCCAUCAAAACUUGUGUGGGAGAGAGACGGUUUGGUUAUAUCUUCCAACACUGAUUCGAGAUACAGCAUAGGUCAAACCAUGACAGCGGACGGGAGCGUAACCACGCAACUGAACAUAUCACACGCGAGGGUCGAAGAUGGAGGACUCUUCUCCUGUGUCGCUCAUCACGCCGACAAUAGCAUAGCUCACCAUGACAGACUUAAUGUAUACGGUCCUCCGUAUAUAAGAACUCUGCCGCCACUGAAGGUUCAAAGCGGACAGAGCGUGACACUUCGAUGCCCCUACUAUGGGUACCCAGUUAGAGAAAUUGCCUGGGAAUUCAAAGGGAAAGAAAUAAUAGCGGACACAACGACACAAACAAAUCGCUUCAAAAGAUUCACGAACCACACGAGCUUCAGUAAAGAAAUUUACGGCCGAAAACCAAAAUUAAGAGGAAGAAGACAAUCUCCGACAAUAACUGAUGGGAUCCUCAAGAUACCAAAAGUUUUUAAGAACGACAACGGUGCUUUGUACUCGUGUAUAGUGAAGAGUCCGUCUGGCGAAAUGGCCAAGAGGUCCUUUGAACUGCUUGUGGUUGAGGCUCCUCAGCUAGAAGAAAUCAUGCUGGCUCCGGACCUUCACGAAGGCCAAAUAGUCCAGAUACACUGUAAUCUAAAAAGCGGUGAUUCACCCGUUUAUUAUUCUUGGCUGAAAGAUGGGAAGAAGAUACCUGUCAAUCUAAAGAUCGUCGAAAGGAGUCUGGAAGUUUUCAGUGUACUCAUAAUCAAGAAUGUGUCUUUGGAACACUGCGGGGCGUACACGUGCGUCGCCGCCAAUCACGUCGCCAAAGUAAACAAAACGGUCAACUUGUACAUAAAAGUCGCACCGAAGUGGAACGAAGAGCCGCAGAACACUUCGCUAUUGCUCGGUAGAAACGGUCACGUAUGUUGUAGCGCCAACGGAUACCCUGAGCCUCAAACGCAUUGGCUCAAAAAAGACAUUGUAUCCGAAACUUGGAGACCAGUCUUGGAAAUAGCCGGCGGUGGUGUAUUAAGCUUGUCAAACGGAUCUUUGAUCUUUGAUUCGGUGGCUCUCUCUGACGCUGGUUUGUAUAAUUGUCAUCUCGAGAAUGGUGUUGGGGAGCCACUUAGCAAAACCAUUUGGAUAUCUGUCAAUAAACCGGUAACUUUUGAGGCAGCCUCAAGGAAUUUGACGGCAAAACUUGGUCAGCAAGUUUCAAUAGAAUGUUUAGCAAAAGGUGACGAUCCUAUUAGAAUCACUUGGACCAGAAACGGGAAGCCAAUCAAUCCACUCACUCAAAGGGUUAGAAUAUCUGAAGUGAAGACAGAUGAUGGAGUAACUAGCGUACUUGAGUUGAUACAAACUGAGACGACAGAUGAUGCCUUAUAUCAGUGCAGAGCUGGGAAUCCGUAUGGAGCCGACGUGUUUAGCGUUCACCUAACUAUCUUAGAACCUCCAGCUCCACCGACGGAUUUAUCCGUAGACUUUGUAAAGAGUAGAUCCGUAAAGCUGUCUUGGAGGGACAGUGCACGAUCUUUGGCUCAGUUUUACAGUUUACAAAUCGGGAACACGCAGAGAUUAUCUUGGGGUACUGCAAGAGUUAUUAAUGUUACCAGGUUAGAUGAAAUCCGGCACGCGAUUGAGGUUGUAGACCUCACACCGGCUACCGGCUACAGCGCUCGUGUUGCUGGAGGUAAUCAGGCGGAUCUCAGUCACUACUCGCUUCCAAUACGAUUUACUACCACAGAAGAAGCACCAUCCUCGCCACCAUUAGGAGUUCAGUUAGAACAGACUGAUUCACCAGGGGAGUUGAUGGUCAGGUGGCUUCCGCCACCAGCUGAUUCUCACAACGGACAAGUUUUAGGAUAUCGAUUGAGAGCUGUUCCACAAAUCAGUGGACUCAAAGAGAACGAGGAAAAAAGUGACAAGACAAUCAAAACUGCGUCUUUAUAUGCAAAGCAAGAAACUAUCCUCUCUGGUCUGCUAAAAGGCGUGAGGUAUGCGGUCUCAAUAGCGGCCUACAACAACGCAGGCACUGGCCCUUUUUCGGUGCCCUUAUUUCAAGAUACAAGAGAAGGAGCCCCAGAAGACGGUCCUACAUCAGUGGAGUGCGGAGGGGUGACAUCUACUGCUUUGAGGGUCAGCUGGCAACCUAUCCCACCUCACAAGCAAGCCGGAGCUCUUAUAGGGUACAUAGUACUAUAUGCCGUUCAAGGACGACAUUGGCUGAAUUCCACAUCCCUAGUGACGGAACUGCGCCUCCAAGGUUUGCUCAAAUACACCAACUACAGUAUUAAAGUGGCCGGAUUCUCGAACUACGGACUUGGCCCGUUUUCAUUCCCAAUUAUCUGCUCCACCUUACAAGACGUGCCUGAUGCACCAGCUGAAAUUAAAUUACUCUCCCAAUCAUCCGCCACUCUGCUCGUCAGCUGGAAGAAGCCAAAACAACCUAAUGGACGGCUGCUGUACUAUACAGUUUACUGUAAGGCUACUGCCAGUAACGAUGGACCUCAACAAAUUCGAGUCGACGCCCAAACAAAUUCGGAAGCUUAUGAGAAAUCACAAACCUUGGAGUUGAAAGGCCUCGUUGAAGGUCGGCAGUACGAUGUAUGGGUCACGGCUAGUACUGCAGCAGGAGAGGGUCCGGAGACCAGAAGAGUUACAAGUACUCCAUUACAAAGAGUUGUGGCAGGAGUGGCUUCUCUAGGAGGAGAAAUAACAGUGGCAGUAAGAAACUCCCUGCUUCUGGAGUGUAAAAGCGUCGGAUCGCCCCCGCCGAGGAAGGUUUGGUAUCACAACCAGAACAUCAUCACUCACCACCCAAGAUUCACGAGGAAUAGAGAUGACAGUUUGUUGAUCAAAAGUAUAGACCAAGCUCUAAGCGGUAAUUACACAUGUCUAGCCAAAAACCUGUACGGUUCGGAUUCGGUUGUGUAUACAGUAAAAGUUCUACCCCUGCCUGAUCCUCCAGCUUUGCGGGCCACCCCGUACAAGGAUUACAUUGUACUAGAAUGGGACGAGACGAAGGAUCACGAGAACGAAUCCAGUUAUGGAGUCAGUUACAAUUUGACUUGGCGUGAAGUCGAAGGUCCUUGGCAAGAAGCUUGGCCAGCAGCAAGGGAAACCAGAAUUAAUGGCGUUCACCAGCAUACUUUAACUGGUUUGAAAUGCGGAACUAAGUACAGUAUCAGGGUCACGGCCACUGAUGCAAUAGGUACUUCUGCACCAGCACACAUCGACGUCACCACUUUAGGGGGAGCUCCUAUAUCUCCGUUGUCAAACGACUGGCUUUGGAGUAACGCGUCGCAUAUAUACAUUCAGCUGAGUGGUUGGGACGACGGCGGUUGUGACGUCACCAGAUGGGACGUCGAAUACCGACCUUUUGGCUCUAACACGUGGCGUAGGACUGAGAAUAAAGCGUCCAUGGACAUGAACCUCGGAUGGAGUUACAUGGAAGGACACUACCAAGCUCCACCGCUGCGAUCCAUUCCAUCUUCGUACGCGGUCGGCUCUCUCAUUCCCGCCAGUUGGUACGAGCUGAGAGUGACUGCGAUAAACGAUGCCGGAGCCGCCUCUGCUGUGUACACGUAUGCGACCAAGACCUUGGACGGCGAGGAAGUGGGCCCUCCCUUGGAGUUUUUCGACCUGAACAUGCUAGUCAUCGUCUGCAGCUCGAUACUACUCGUCGUGUGUCUGCUGGCGUUUUUCUGUAUACUACUAAAGAGGCAUAGGCAAAACUACGCCUCCCAGUAUCGACACUCGAUUGCUGAGGAAGUCAAGUCCAGAAACGAGAGUGUCGCCUCGCAUUCCGAACACAAGGACAGAUACGCUCAGGCUCCAAGAAUCUAUACCUCGCCUGUGCAAAUCCGCAAGGGUAGCAAAAAUGAAAUGUUCGAGAUAAGUCCUUACGCCGAGUUUGCCUUGGGUUUCCGGACUUUUGACCACGUUGAGAACCAGGAUCUGCCAAGCAGGCUUCCCAGUAGACCAAGGUUUGAUACAGAAACGAGCUUUCAAAAUCGCUCCGAAUCUGACGACAGCGACAGCACUUCGAAAGCUACCGUCACCGCGAUACCGAGACGACAUUGUCGUACUCCACACCAUAGGUAACAACGAGAAACGACCUCACGACACUAAAUCGCCGAAUAACUUAUUUUAUCUCAAACUGGACCGGAUCCAUUGGCGCUGCAAUCAAUGUCCCGAUUUUAACAAAAUUCUCUAUGGAAAUAUUUUGAACCGUGGGAAUGUUUAUUAGUUAAUUUUCAUCCCACUGCUGGACACGGAUCAUAUUUUCGUAGUCAAAAUAUUGUUAAUAAAAUAGGAGUAACUGUAGCGAUUUAUACAAUAAUUAUAUUCGAUAAACUUUAUUUUGUAUGUAAGUGAAAUUAAGUAAUUCAGUACUUAAAUUACAUUCGGGAUAAGUAGUAAUUAUAAUUUUAUGUAAAAGCAUAUCAAUGAUGAUUAACUAGUAUUAUAUUAAAUAAUUUUACGAAAGAACCAAAUAAGAUUGAAUGUUGCUUAAAUGGACGUGGUUAUGCAGAAAUGAUUAAUUUUUUUUAAGGGAAAGCUAAAAAUGCGUCUGCCACAAGUAGGUAGGUAUCAGUGCAAAGAGCAGCGUACUUAAGGCGUGGUUACAUUAAAUAUAAAUAAGAAAAAGCAUCUCUAUAUAUAAAAAUGAAUUGCUGUUCGUUAGUCUCGCUAAAACUCGAAAACGACUGGACCAAUUUGGCUAAUUUUGGUCUUGAAUUUUUUGUGGAAGUCCAGAGAAGGUUUAAAAGGUAGAUAAAUAUGAAAAUGCUCGGAAUUAAAUAAAAAUGACAAUUUUGCUUUCCCUUUGAUGUCCCCCGUCCUACGGAUUCCUUUUGUUUGUUUUAUGUUUAUUUUAUACAAAGUUUAGGUCUUUUACUUAUCGAUUGAGGCACUACGAAGUCUGCCGGGUCAGCUAGCCUUCUAAUAAAAAUAAAACCCACAUUACUAAUUCCGCUAUUCCUGAUUCUAUUAUCCUAGCUAUUUCUGCCGAAAAUCGUCCAUGUACUCUCCGAUAAAAUAAAAUAAAAACAGUUAAAUUUUAGCCUCUAAAUUUUAAAAGCUACUAAUGGAGAUAAUAAGCACUCCUUUCGUGCGAGAAAAGGUGCUCAGGACCGGGCGAGUAAUGUGUGGUAAUCAUACUCACGAGCGCUCAUAUUUGAUCAUAGACAUUACAUUUUACUGCCUCUCCGCCUUCAUACGUGGGCUAAUAAAAAUUUAAUAAAAAAAAACACUUUGACAUCAUUCUUGCAUAAUCCCGUCCAUGGUAUAAAUUGUUCGGUGUCCAAAUUUCGAAAUAUGUUUAAUAACUCAAAAACACCAUAUCUUUAUCUUAUUUCCAUAUUAUAUUUAUUAUAAGACUGAUAUUUUCUAUUAUAUAAGUAUUUUAAAAGUACUCAUUUCGUAUUUUAUUAUACUAAAUACAUAUAUAACAAUGAUACAAAUGUCUCUACCGGUCGUUUAAGAUUACGGAAUUUACCAAUAUUUUGUUCAUUUAUUAAACUUUUAUAAAUUAUGACCGAAAUAACUCUAUGAUCGAAAUAACUGACUGCAAACUCACUAAAUACUUUGAUUAUUUUGCUUAUCUGCUUCCUAAAUUGAUAUGGAUGUAAUAAGUGUACUUAGUGUGCGCAUUUAAAAUAAAUAAAUAAAACAAAAUGGCGGAUAGUCCAAUAUUCUAAAUUAAUCAGAGACGUAAUCCCAUUUAUUUAUCAGCUUAAGAUCAUUCAAUGGUAUUUCGUCAUAAUCUACGAACAAUAAAAUUGACUACAACUGUUAUUUAUGAUCAAAAUAAGCCUUUUUUUUUCAAAUAAUAAUGUUAAUUUUAAACGCCCAACGAAGCGGACGGGUACAGCUAGUAAUAUUAUGAAGCUGAAGAGUUUGUUUGUUUGUUUGAACGCGCUAAUCUCAGGAACUGCUGGUCCGAUUUGAAAAAUUCUUUCAGUAUUAGAGAGCCCAUUUAUUGAGGAAGGCUAUAGGCUAUAUAACAUCACGGUAAGACCAAUACAAGUGGAGCACCGAUAAAGAAUGUUUCUUCAAGAAUGUAAAUGAAGUGGGGGGUAAAAUUUAGCGUUAUGCUAAAGUAACUAUUCCACGCGGAUGAAGUCGCAGGCAAAAGCUAGUAGUCUAUAAAACUAUUGAUAUUGGACAUUUUACCUUUUAUUUGCGAACACAAAUUCAUGCAGUUUGAAACUAUUGAAAGCAAGAGUUGAAACGGUAAAAGUAGUUUAAAUUAUUAUAUGUUCAUGACUCUCAAAAGUCGAAGAAGAAACUAUUAAAACUUCCGUAAUAAUAUUAACAAUAUCAUAACAAAAAGUCCGAUGCCAAAAUCUUUGGCUUAAACCACAACAUGCACAAGACUAUAUUCAUUAAAUACGAUGUGGACACAAAUUAGAAAGAAAUGUACUGUCUACAAUUACCGGCCAUGAGCUGUUUAAUUAUGCCAAAUUAAAGACUUUUAGUGAUAAUAUUUAAUUUAUGCUAGUACCAAAUAAGUGUUUGCUCAACUUACCAUUGAAUUACUGCCAAAUUUAAUUAGUCCGAUUGUUGUGUGCUUAAAUUAUUAUUUGAUAUUAGGGCGUCUUUGAUUGCAACUAAUCGAAUUGUAUCUAGUCUAAUUUGAUCACAUUGAUUGAGUAUGCACGGUAUAGAGAUGCAUAAUUAGCAGAAAAAUUGUGAACAUGCGAAUGGAAAGAAAAAUAAUUAUUCUGAAUUCGUUUCCUUUUUCUAGAUUCAUUAAUUGAACAUCACCAUUGAAAUUAUCGUUUUUUUUUUAAAUCUAGUCAUAGUAUUUAUAUUAAUUAAAUAGGAAGUUAAAGAUAAAUGAUUAAGUAAAUAGUUUAAUGUGAAUAAUAAAGGUUUGGGAUAUUAAA
Bombyx mori (domestic silkworm) is the source of this 7442-nucleotide messenger RNA. RefSeq names its product cell adhesion molecule Dscam2. Gene Ontology annotation, molecular function: protein binding. The transcript has 32 exons. Bases 268 to 4653 code for a protein of 1461 amino acids. Lineage: Eukaryota; Metazoa; Arthropoda; Insecta; Lepidoptera; Bombycidae. The record is from RefSeq and is a predicted model, not a curated record. Gene Ontology annotation, biological process: cell-cell adhesion.